This is a messenger RNA of Limulus polyphemus (Atlantic horseshoe crab), 1744 nucleotides long. Its product is annotated as vacuolar protein sorting-associated protein 37B-like. Gene Ontology annotation, biological process: protein targeting to vacuole; ubiquitin-dependent protein catabolic process via the multivesicular body sorting pathway; protein targeting to membrane. The coding region runs from base 353 to 1078 and encodes 241 amino acids. The transcript is spliced from 5 exons. Lineage: Eukaryota; Metazoa; Arthropoda; Merostomata; Xiphosura; Limulidae. The record is from RefSeq and is a predicted model, not a curated record. Gene Ontology annotation, cellular component: ESCRT I complex.
GUUGGUUAUAGGAACAGGGCACCAUGACGCUGAAUGUCAACGUUGAAUUUUGUAAUGUGCCCAACCUAAGAUUCCUACCGAUUGCAGAUACUUAUCUGUGGUGGCCUGGCAUGGCCUAAUGGUUAGGGUACUCAAAUCGUAAUCUGUAGCUCGCGACUUUGAAUACUGUUACCGAACCUGCUAGCUCUUUCAGCCGUAUAUGCGUUGUAAUGUAACGCUUAAUCGCACUCUUUGUUGUAAAAAGUGGGCUAAAAGUUGACGGUAGGUGGUAUUAACUAGCUGCUUUCACUCUAGUCUAUUAUUUCAAAAUUAAAGACGGAUAGAGCAGAUAAAGUGGGCUAAAAGUUGAUGCAUGACCUACUAUAUGAACGAAGUCCAUCCUGACUACACGGUAGCAUCAGUUCUUUUGCAGCACUCCAAUACUGAUGAACUGAAACGACUGCUAAAUGAGGACCUGGAAGUGGAUAGAAUGAUUAACAAUUUAGAGCAGGUGAAGAAUAUCAAGGCAGAGAGGGAAAUUCUGCUGGCCAGUAACAAAAGCCUUUCUGAGUUCAACUUGGGUCGAGAGCCUUCACUGCUUGAGACCCGGCGAAAGUUGGCAAAGAUGUAUUCAGAUGCUAUGGAGUUAAAAAAGGAAAUGCAAGAAAAUAAACAAAAACUUGAUGAAAAUGGACAGCAGGUUUCACUAGACACAAUUCUAUCCAUGCUUCAGACUUCGGCUGCCCAAUCAGAAGAGGAGACUGAAGAAAUGGCAGACAGACUGUUGAAUGGAGAUAUACCCAUUGAAGAUUUCAUUGAAAAAUACCUGGAGAAACGAAAAGUUGCACAUUUGCGUAGAGUAAAAGCAGAGAAAAUGGCUGAGCUUCUUGCACAAAAGAGAAACCUGAGCAAUAGCAUGCUUCCUUCUAGUCAAUAUCAAUCACCACUCUCAAUCAGUAUGCCUAACAGAUCUCCACCUGUUCAAACAUUUUAUCCAGGUCCAUCUAUGACACAGCCAUAUUAUGGCUCAGUGGCUCCUAUCCCACUUUCAUACCAAGCUCCUCCUACAGUGAGGAUGCCUAUGCCAUUAUACAGAUAGUCCUGGAAUUUGUCAAGAAUAUGUGUAAAAUUAAGUUUUCUCACUGUUAAAAUAUCUAGGAAUAUUUUGUUUUAAUUUUGGUCUUUUUUUUUUGCAUGCAAUAGCAAUUUUGAAUUUAUAAACAAUUUCAUCCAGGGUUUUAUUUAUUUAUUUCAAAAUUUAGAGAGAUAUUUUUCUUCUACAUAUGUAAUAUAAUGAACUUUCUUCCCUCAAAAAUGUACAUAAAUUGUAUGAAAGGUACAAGUUAAGAAUCUAAAAGAUGUACAUAGAUGUGGAAAAUAAAAUGUUAAACAGCCCUUACUCACAUUUAAAAUAUUACAAACUACAAACGUAUAAUGUUGAAUUGUUGCACAAUAAAAUUAGUUUUAUUGAAAAUGGGGCACAGACUUAAAACAACUACUUGUUUUGGUAGUGCUCUAUGCCUAAUAAUCUUUUUUAGGGCAGUGCCCUGAUUUUAAAAAAGCUAAUUUUAUUUUGCAAUUCAGUUUUGUGUGCUCAUAUUAAUGUUUUAUUUAGGAAACUAUUUGAGGCCUUAGAUUGAUAGUGACUUGUUGGAUUGAUCAGAAAAAUACACAAUGCUCUUAUUUUACAGAAAAAUUAAAGUGUAUUGAUGAAUCAGUUAGUCUUUCAAAAGGUGUAAAUAAAAUAUAGUACAAUUCAGAAAUA